Pipra filicauda (Wire-tailed manakin) is the source of this 2060-nucleotide messenger RNA. It is a transcript of the gene CTSA, whose product is annotated as cathepsin A. The coding region runs from base 16 to 1542 and encodes 508 amino acids. Gene Ontology annotation, biological process: proteolysis. Gene Ontology annotation, molecular function: serine-type carboxypeptidase activity. Lineage: Eukaryota; Metazoa; Chordata; Aves; Passeriformes; Pipridae. The record is from RefSeq and is a predicted model, not a curated record. The transcript has 14 exons.
GGGGGUCAGCCCCGCAUGGGGGUCAGGCCCGGGGCAGCCGUGCCGGGGCGCUCGCGGGGCGCCGCCGCGGCCGUUCGUGGCCGGCAGCGCCCUGACCGCGCCUCCCGCCCGCCGCAGAUGGGGCCGCUGCUGCUGUUGUCGUCGGUGCUGCUGCUGCUGCUGGGGCUGGGCCGGGCCGCCCCGCCGGAACACGAGGUGACGUACCUGGCCGGGCUGCCCAAGCAGCCCUCCUUCCGCCACUUCUCGGGCUACCUCUGCGCUGGGCCGGGCAAGCACCUGCACUACUGGUUCGUGGAGGCCCAGAGCAACCCCCAGGGCAGCCCCCUGGUGUUGUGGCUCAACGGGGGUCCCGGCUGCAGCUCCAUGGAAGGCUUCCUCAAGGAGCAUGGCCCCUUCCUGAUCCAGCCCGAUGGGGUCACGCUGAAGUACAACGAGUACGCCUGGAACAAGAUUGCCAACAUCCUCUAUCUGGAGUCUCCCGCUGGCGUCGGCUUCUCAUACUCCGAUGACAAGAAGUACGGCACAAAUGACACAGAGGUUGCUCACAACAACUACCUGGCACUGAAGGAUUUCCUCCGCCUGUUCCCUGAGUACUCCAAGAAUGAUCUCUUCCUCACAGGGGAGAGCUAUGGGGGGGUCUACAUCCCCACGCUGGCAGAGUGGGUGAUGCAGGACCCCAGUCUCAAUUUGAAGGGAAUCGCUGUGGGAAACGGCCUCUCAUCUUAUGAGAUCAAUGACAACUCCCUGGUUUACUUUGCCUAUUACCACGGGCUGCUGGGGACCGAGCUGUGGAAGGACCUUCAGGCCUUCUGCUGCUCCGAGGGGAAGUGCAACUUCCACGACAACUCCAACCUGAACUGCACGCUCAAGAUGGGCGAGAUGAUUCAGAUUGUAGAGGAGUCUGGCCUCAACAUCUAUAACCUCUAUGCCCCGUGUGACGGAGGUGUCCCCGGGAGUCUGAGGUAUGAGGGUGAUUAUCUCAUCACACACGACCUGGGCAACUCCUUCAUCCGGAUGCCUCUGAGAUUCUCCUGGCGGCAGAACCUGUUCCGGAUGCCAGUAGCCCGGAGGAAGGUCCGUAUGGACCCGCCCUGCACCAACUCCACAGCCCCCAGCAUGUAUCUGAACUCCCCGGAGGUGCGGAAGGCUCUGCAUAUCUCCCCUGAGGCCCCGGAGUGGCAGGUGUGCAGCUUCGAGGUGAACCGCAACUACAAGCGCCUGUUCAUGCAGAUGAACGAGCAGUACCUGAAGCUGCUCGGGACCACGAAAUACCGGAUCCUGGUGUACAACGGGGACGUCGACAUGGCCUGCAACUUCCUCGGGGAUGAGUGGUUUGUGGACUCCCUGUGCCAGAAGGUGCAGGUGGCUCGACGGCCCUGGCUCUACACUGAAAAUGGUGAGAACCAGAUCGGGGGCUUUGUGAAGGAAUUCGCCAACAUCGCCUUCCUCACUGUCAAGGGAGCUGGCCACAUGGUGCCCACGGACCGGCCGCUCGCUGCCUUCACCAUGUUCUGCCGCUUCAUUAAGAACCAGCCUUACUAGGAGCUGCGGGGGCAGCACCCGGUGUGCCGGCUGCCCUCACCACCCCACUGCCCUCACUGCCGGCACCUCGCACAGCCCAGUCCUCGCUGCUGCUCGGCUACACCACAGACCUGUCACACCUGCAGCCUUCCUCCCAGCUGGACAGGGCUGCCUGCUGUGGGUGGGGGGCAUGGAAUUGAAUCCUGAGGGCUCUGUCCUUGAUGGGAGAGGAGUCAUGUGCCUGCUGCAGCUGCCUCCUCGCUUGUGGCUUCCUGUCUUGCCUCCCCCCUGUCUGCAGCAGCAGCUGCUACCCUCCCAGGCAGGGAGCAGUCCUGGCACAUCCCCUUGGCCCUGCACACACGGCCUGGGCAGGCUCUGAGGAGCAGCAGUGGUGGAUGGCUGGGCCCUGCUCCUUCCACCCUGCUCCCACGGAAGGAGGCUCAACCACCACAACCACAACAAUCCCACUGCCAGGGCACACAGUGCUUCAGGAAGUUGCAAUAAACUCUCUGACCGAGGUGGUUCUGCUCCUCCUCACA